Pedinophyceae sp. YPF-701 is the source of this 1581-nucleotide messenger RNA. The record is from the annotation of a GenBank genome assembly. Lineage: Eukaryota; Viridiplantae; Chlorophyta; Pedinophyceae.
AUGACCGAGCUUCACGUGGGCGAGUUCAACGGUCUCAUCGCGCGGCCACAAGCGCGCCUCGAAGAGCAGCUCGAGGAGAAGAAAGCUGCGGAGAAUCGCGAUGAGCGGGACGUGCUCCACGACCGGAAGAGGCUCGGCCGCCUCGGCGGAGCCUACUCAGUGGACGCGCGAGACUCCGCGACGAUGCAGCUGGCGAUGGCUGCGGGGUGGUUCGCGCGGCAAGGGCGCUACCGCGAGUCCCUGGACCACUGGGCGGACGUCCUGCAGCAAUAUGAUCACCUGCGGAAGUGCGUACUCAACCCAGACAUGAUGGGCGACGCCCUCAAGUGCAUCGCGUACCCCAACGCGACGGAGAAGGCCGUCGAGAUCGCGAAGGCGAUGAUCGUGGCGUCGCGGGGCGACGUGACGAUCGCAGGGCAGAAGGUCAACGUCAAGGGCAACCUCGAGGCGUGGCUGCGGGUGUGCACCGAGGAGAACCAGAGCCGACAUUUCCACGUGCCCGCGGCGGAAGACAUGAACCACCUCCUGAAGGAGAUCCCCGAGGGCGUGCUCAUGGACCUCGACUUCAAGUACAUUCCGGAGCCCUGCGAGGCCAACUGGGCGCCCCUCGUCGUCGUCGGGCUGCUCGAAGUGCUCCUCGCGAUGCUGCACCCGGAGGGCGUCGGCGCGGAGGAAGUCCACGGCGCCGCGGACGAGGGCGGCGUCCUGCACAGUUUGUCUGCCGUGUGGAAGCACCUCCUCCCAGAAAACCUGACGCACCCGACGUACGCGGCGUACAUUCUGCUGUCGAUGCGCGAGCUGUUCAUCGCGUGGGGCGCGAUGUCCUCGGUCGAGCUGCGCGGCACGUGGUGGCACCGGGGCGGGGUGACCAUCAUCGGGAUGCUCCUGAGCCGGCUGGCGCAGGUGUCGCCGGUGGUGAUGGAGUCAAGCAAGUACGACGAGACGCGCAAGCUCUUCAUCUCGUUGUCGGAGAAGGUCAACAUCGAGCGCGAGGACUGGGGGCAGCUGAAGAACGCGAAGUGGGCGCAGACGACGACCGGCCUGCCCACGUCGACCAACACGAACAACACCAAGAUGCGCGGCGGCGUGUCGUCGGUCACGAAGAACUCCAAGGCCGGCCAGGCCAUGUCCGGGAGCUCGUUCCGGUCCAACCAGAGCGGCAGCGACGUCAUGGACACGAAAGUCACCAAGCGCCUGCAGGCGAGACCUGGGAAAAAGGACAACCUGUCGAACUUCAACAAAGGGGCGGCGCGGCCGCAGGCGACGGACGCGGAGCCCGGGGCCGACGAGGAGGAGAAGCCGCUGGAGAGCCACAUGGGCCGCGCGACGCUCUCCGGGCACCCGCUGCCGUCGUACAUGGGCGCGAGCCCGUCGAAGCGGCGCAUCAAGGACCAGCUCAUCAGCGCCGGCGUCUCGAACCGCAUGCUGAGCCUCGAGGCCAAGCUCGAGGCUCGGCUCGCAACCGCCCAUCACAACAUGAUCAACAGCGGGACAGCGUCCACGAACGACCGGGUCGUCAAGGCCGCCGUGCAGCGCGUCGCCAAGCGCGGCUCCGCAGCGGGCGGCUUGUCGGGCCACUAG